Bipolaris zeicola 26-R-13 is the source of this 165-nucleotide messenger RNA. RefSeq lists its product as uncharacterized. The record is from RefSeq and is a predicted model, not a curated record. NCBI's taxonomy places the organism in Eukaryota, Fungi, Ascomycota, Dothideomycetes, Pleosporales, Pleosporaceae. The coding region runs from base 1 to 165 and encodes 54 amino acids. The transcript has a single exon.
AUGGACGGGGUUCUUUUUGUAGGCGUGACGACAAUCGUGACGGUGUUCGGUUCUGAGCUUGCUUGUUCCGGUCCUAUGCGUAUGCACGAUAAGAGAAAUACCAAGUCGAUAACCGAGGCAAAGGAUGGAAGAUGGAGAGGCAAAAACACACCGGACAAAAAGUAA